AUGGAGAGCGACAGCUCCGACGAGAUACUCACCUUGGGCUCCACUGCGUCGCUUCAGCUUGGCCAAGACGACCCUCCCCUGUCACCAGUGCAAGGCCCUGAGUCGCAGCAACAGGCUGCUGCGCCCGACGAUGCUGAGGAUAGCUCCGAGGAAAAGAGCUUUGAGGAAGUUGACGAGCCGGAGCAGCGCUCCCGCUUCAACGCCACUAGCGACAAGGCUCUGUUAGCUGAAGUCCUCGCCACGCCUCCAUUUGCUGCUGACCGUAAAACAGUAACCGGUGUGUGGAAGGGAGUGGCUAACCGACUAAACGCUACUCUGUCAGAAGCUUUUAGCUUUCGAGAGUGCAGGGACCGCACCAGUCUUCUCCUACGGAAGUAUGCAGUGCGGAAGGCGCGAAACGAAGCCGCUAGCGGCACCUGCGAGCUGCACACAGAGAGCGAUGACAUCCUUGAGCAACUUCAGCAGCUCAAGAACGCAGCUGAACAGCAGAAAAAUAAGGCAAAAUCGACCUCUAAAACGCAGGAGCUGGAGACUGCAGGUCAACUCCUCAUGCAGGCAGCCGAAAAAAGGGUUUCCGAGAGGCUGGCCGCUGGUACCAAAGAUUCAGGCCAUCCUAAGUGCCGUCGUCUCUCCACGUUGCUUGACCAGGAGCUUGAAGAAGCUAUCGAGCGUAGGAAACUAGAAGCGGAAAAGGUCGAACUUCACCGAGAAGAGCUGCAACUUCGUCGAGAAGAACUCAAGCAGCAAAACCUCAGCAAGAGCUGCUACGCGAGCAGAUCCAGCAGCAAGCUGCUCAGACCGAGUCCAUUUUAA
This is a messenger RNA of Phytophthora sojae, 813 nucleotides long. RefSeq lists its product as hypothetical. The record is from RefSeq and is a predicted model, not a curated record. NCBI's taxonomy places the organism in Eukaryota, Oomycota, Peronosporomycetes, Peronosporales, Peronosporaceae. The coding region runs from base 1 to 813 and encodes 270 amino acids. The transcript has 2 exons.